Molecule: messenger RNA, 2646 nt
Organism: Danio rerio (zebrafish)
Lineage: Eukaryota; Metazoa; Chordata; Actinopteri; Cypriniformes; Danionidae
Source: RefSeq, a predicted model, not a curated record
AUCGCCAUUUUGUGAAACUACGCACCAAUCUACGCUGCAUAAUGUCAUCUAAUGCCAAAACUGCGACAGAAGGUAGAAGGGGAAGCUUUGAAUUACAACCUCCAAAUUUGUCUUUUAGGAGGAUGGUGUUGGUUGGAAAGACUGGAGCAGGUAAAAGCUCUUCUGGAAACACAAUCCUGGGCAGAAAAGCCUUCAGAGCUGUUAGCAGCGGUUCUACUGUGACCAAAGAUUGCUGGAAGGAGACUGCAGAAGUGGCUGGAAGAGGAAUUACUCUGGUGGACACUCCAGGUCUGUUUGACUGGAAUGUUUCAGAGGAAUAUCUGAAGCUGGAGAUCAGUAAAUGCAUUAAUAUGACGGCUCCUGGACCUCACGCCAUCAUCCUGGUCAUCCAGCUCGGCCCGUUCACUGAAGAAGAGAAACUCUCGGUGGAGAAAAUCAGAGCUGUGUUUGGAGAAGGAGCAGAUAAACACACCAUCAUCCUCUUCACACACGGAGAUGAACUGACCAGCACCAUUGAGGAAUACAUCAGAAAGGCUAAUGAGGACCUGAAAGAAAUCAUCAGACGCUGUGGAGGAAGAUAUCACGUCUUCAACAAUAAAAGCAUGGAGGAUCGUGGUCAGGUUCUGGAGCUCCUGGAGAAAGUAGACGCUCUGGUCACUGCUAAUGGAGGCCAGUUUUACUCCAGUGACUCUUACCAGGGUGUGGAGCUCAUGCUGAAAACUAAAGAAGAAGAGCUCAGACGAGAAUAUGAGCAGAAACUGCAGGACAAACAGAGAGAACUGGAGGCCAGAUUCACUGAGGAGAAGAGGAUCCUGGAGGAGAAAAUACAAACGCUGACAGCAUCAGAGCAGGAGAAAGAGGAGAAGAUCCAAGAGUUAGAAAGACUGAAUGAGAGGAACAAGAAUAAAAUGAUUGAGUACCGGCGAUAUUACAUGGAAAAACUCAGAGAGGCCAGACUGGAGGCAGAAGAGACUCGCAUUAAUGAGAGAAAGUUGACAGAGAUCUUUACCAUGUUACAAAGCCUGCAUCUCUAAUCAUUCAUAUAUUUAUCAAGUCAGAUCUAAUUUACAUUAAUAUGUCUCAGUUUUAAAAUUGCAUUUUAGAAUGAAAAAGGUCCACUGGCGUUUCAUCUAGCAUUUCUGAAAAGACCUCCAUCCACACUGCACCACUUAAAACACACAUCACGUGACCACACACACACACACUCUCUGGCUUUUGCUGAAGUGUAGUCAGCGAGUGAUUUAAGCACACCUCCCCGGGUGAGAGCAUCGCAUGUCAGACAGUUUAUCAAGGAUGUAUCGCUGGAUGGCAUCUCACUGUAGAUAUUAAAGUGAUUUAAUCCAUCUUGUCUAUCUUAUGACCCUUCAGUCUUUUGAAUCUAUUAGCUAACUUGUUUUGGCUGAAAACAAUGUAACAUAUGCUAAUUCUGUAUAUUGACUGAUUGUUUGCCUUUAUUUCCUAUAAUGUAUAAACUUAAUGUAUGCUAUAAUUUUAUAAUGGCCAUUAUUGAUUAUUAAAACUGAUAUACAAUAAAAUACAAGGUAUGAUUAAUAUUUUACAAUGAAAAUGAAAGGAGGCAGUGAUGUUAUAAGCUCUGUUUUGUUAUAAGUAUGCAUACAGUGAUGAUUACGCUCAUGUAAAUAUGCAGCUACACGACACCUCAACAUUUCUGCUGUCUGUUAAGUUGCUAAUAUCAAAAUGAAAAUGGCAGUGUCUCAUAUCAUGUCUUCAUGUCAUUGUUGAGAUGUUAAACACUGUAGCCAGGGUGAUGUGAAUGACUCUCUGGAGUUUGUUUUUCAUAUCAAACUUUUCUGAACUUACAAGGAAAGGAUGCAAGACUGAACUUUGUGCACUCAUUACUAAGAAAAAACCCAAUUAGAUAGGUGAAUGUCUGCAGUCACGCCUCGGUUUUUAGAUGUUUCCGUUUUCCCUCAUUUCACACUGAGACGCAGCAGCAGCGUUUUAGAAUGAAAAUGGCCUCUACAGCGUUUGCAAAACGCUCUGUUUUUAUGACUUACAAACUCUGGCGGAACCGUAGCAAAGCUUAGCAAAACGUUUUUAAACAAAGUAUUUGUGUAAAAGGGGCCUCAGACAAUUGCAGCUCAUCCAGAAUGCCGCUGCCAGGAUUCUGACCAGAACCAGGAAAUCGGAGCAAUAGAUGUUAUAUUAUUACUUCUAUUAAUCACUAAAUGACCUCAAUACAUUACAGAUAUGCUCACUAAAUACAAACCUAAUAGAUCACUCAGAUCUUUAGGAUCUUAAUACUAGGGUUAGGAUCAGCUUCCAGAAGGGUUUAGAUGUGCUCCAACAGUAGAAAUAUUUAAAUUAAGACUAAAAUCAGAAUAAAGAAUUUCUGUUCCUUUACUUAAUGCAUUGUAUCUGCUUCUAAUUGUGGGCAGAUAGUUGCUUUAAGGACAAACUUUAUAUUAACUUAUUAAGAUGUUGUCCAUUACUGUGCAGUCCUUGAUUAUUAUUAUUAUAAGUACUCGUUGCAUAAAAGCUUCAACACGUGUUGUUGACAAACAUGCAGAUAUGCUUAUAUUCUACUUUUUUUUCUCUAAUGAUUGUGAAAGGCUUUAAAAAUGUUGUCCAUUUCAUUAAGACAAGUGAAAGAUGUAAUGAUUUUUUUUUUUUUACAAAAUACAA